AACGGCUACUUACAGAGACAGAACUCCAAAUUUAAACCUCUUCCCCUCGGAUUCCUUCACCACCAUUCCCAGCCCAUCCAAGCGACGCUCCGAGUAGUCUUUCUUCUUCUCUCCAACACCAAGCUUUCUCUCUCAUCUUUUCUCUUUCUUUCUCUAGGAAUGGAGGAUCAACCUGAUCAGUUGCCGCAGAUCAACGGCGAGGACUUCUAUGAGAAGAUUGAGGCGCCCAAGUUCGUGGACUUCACCGUGUCCGAUCGCUGCCCUCCCAAUGACCGUUACUGGUUCUGCUUGCGCGUCGGAUGCGACCAGAAACAUGAAGAAGAACUGGAUCCUGAGGAAAUAGAAAAAAGUUUUGUUCUUCGGGUUAUGGCUGCAAGAAGCCCUAACAUACGGUUUCGGAAAGCACUAAGUCGAAAACCGCCGAGUUCUAGUCCGAAAUGCCCACUUACAGCUCCUGCAAAGCCUUCAAAGUCUAGAAUACCAAGACUUGCCAUUAUUUCUUCGAUUUCUCGAAAGUUGGUUGAUGAAAAACAUGAAUCCAGGCCUCUCUCAAAGCUCAAUGCAACCCCGAAAGCCAAUUUGAAGCGAUCAAGUUCUGCAGCCAAGGCGUUUACAACUCCAAGGAAUAGAAAACGAAUAUCAAAUCCAGACAAAUUUAGAAGUGUUCAGAAUCCUAAAGCAACAAGUAUAGCGGUGCCAAAGGCAAGGGUUAUAGCAAAAGCCCUGGUUUUUCACUCUCCAAAGAGGACUGGCAGGAUAAAGACUUCAGUAGAAUUGAAAACUCCUGUUGGGAAAUUAUGCGCAGCCAUGUCAAAGCUCGAGAUCACCAGUGCAAAGAAACAGCCAUUAGAAACAAAAACUCCGGUGGGGAAAUUGUGUACAGCCAUGUCGAAGCAUGACAUCGCCAGUGUAAAGAAACAGGUGGGAUUGCCUCUUGGCACAACCUCAAGGAAACAAUUUAGAGGACGAGAGGUUAAAAGCCGGGUAUAUGACUCGUCGAACUCUCGCAAUCACAAGGGUCAGGAAGUAAAAGUCUUGAAAAAUGUAAAGAGAAAGAAAAAGGAAAAGGACUUAGAGCUAAAACAGAACUGUGAUGAAGAUGAAAAUAAAAAUGGUUCAAGUGAUAUGGAGAUUGAUUUGAAGAGAUCAAGGGGUGGUUCAUUGGAAGGAUGUUCUCAAUCGGACAGGUCUAAGGAUGCGGAAAUAAAUGCAAAGGAAGAGUGUUUGAAGUCAGUGAAAACCACCUUAGAACCACGAUGCGAUGAGCACCAAGUUGAAGCAUCAUCGGAGACCUCAAGUGGGGAAAUGUCCAUCUUGCCGAGUUCCGAAGAGAGGGCUUUAGGUGACAGUGAUCAAGUGAUGACUCGCGACACAACUGAUCACACAGAGAAAACAAAUUCGAGUGAUGAGAACAGCUCUCAUGAUGUAGACAAUGAUGAUAAAGAAAAUUCUUUUCCCUCUGAUGACAAAGAAAAUGAUGGUGAAAAUGAGAGUGACGAAAAAGAAAAUGCUUCAGCUUCAGAUGGUAACAGAGAACCUCACGGUCCUUCCAAGGGGGGAAUUGUUGGCAAUUGUGAUACAAAGAAGGACAAUCAAGGAAUAAAAAGGACAUUGAAGAAGAGUUCUGUGGCUGCUACAGUUGCACAAGAGGCAAAGUAUAGGAAACCAAAGCCCACAAAUCCCAAGCCUUUUAGGUUUAGAACUGAUGAAAGAGGUAUUCUUAAGGAAACAAAUCUGGAGAAAAAACUGCACCCACCUCUCAAGGAAAUUUCAUCAGCAAAGCCAUCAGAGAAGUCAUUGAGAAAACAUCCAAAUUUGGGCCAGAAAAAUGAGAACUGCCAAGGUGAAAGUGAGAAUGAGAAUGGCAUUCAUGAAGAGAAUGGAGGAGUAGAUAAACCUGGAAGAGCCAAGAAUUGCUCGAGGACUUGGAAAGCGAUUUCGGAACAGAAAUCUUUGCCUUCUUUACAUUCAAGGAGAUGUCCUGUUUCUUCUGUUUCAGAGAAAAGUUCAGAAAGGACUGAAUCACCUAUCAUUCAGAAAAGUUUUGUGAGGUCUCAAGGGAUUGCAUCAAGUAGAAAAACAGCUAGACUUGGUGUAAUGAAGGAAAGAUCAACGAUUAUCCUCAGGCACAAGGAAGUCGAGAAACCGUGCGAAAAUGGCGCUUCUGCAGCACCCAGAUCAGUGUCAAGGGGAAGAAGGCCUACAACCAUUCCAAAGGAGCCGAAUUUUCAUAGCAUUCACGUCCCAAAGAGCUGCACAAAGAAAGUGGCUUAUGAAGGGUUUCCGGAAAAGAAGUUACUUUGAUAUUUUCUGGUUUGGUGUUCAAUUACAUC
Molecule: messenger RNA, 2333 nt
Organism: Morus notabilis
Lineage: Eukaryota; Viridiplantae; Streptophyta; Magnoliopsida; Rosales; Moraceae
Product: DNA ligase 1
Exons: 10
Coding region: 160-2304 (714 amino acids)
Source: RefSeq, a predicted model, not a curated record